Molecule: messenger RNA, 2439 nt
Organism: Peronospora matthiolae
Lineage: Eukaryota; Oomycota; Peronosporomycetes; Peronosporales; Peronosporaceae
Source: the annotation of a GenBank genome assembly
AUGGGGAGCGAGGAAGACGCGGACAACAGCAACGCGGCGCGCUACGCCGAGCGCGCCGAGCACGUGGACAUGCUCCGCGCGACGCAGGAGGAGCUCGCGACCAAGAUCAAGGAGCUGCAGCUCUACGAGGGCAACUACGUCUCGCUCAAGAAGGACCUCGCGCGCUGGAAGAAGAAGUUCGAGUACGUCUUCCGCGAGAACGAGCUGCUGGCGCUCGAGACGGGGAAGCUCGACGCCUCGCACAAGCAGAUCGCCUUCCUCCAGCAAGAGCUCAAGUUCAAGGAGGAAGAGGGCGCGGCCUUGCGCGGGCUCGUGAGCGCGCUCGAAGCCGCGACGAAGAAGCAGCGCAAGAAGCAGCUGGACGCGGCCAAGGCGCGGGACUCUGAGCUCGAGGCUGUGGCUGCGCUCGCGGCCGAGCGCAAGAGCAAUGAAGACGUCGACAUGGCGCUCCAGACCGAGCGCCAGGCGCGGCAGGACGAGCGCGCGCGCGCUGACGCGGAAAUUGCCGCGUUGAAAGCAGAGAACGCGCUCUUGCUGAGGGACGUGGACCGGAAAGACGACGAGCUGCAGCGGCUCGAGGAGCAGUUGAGUGCGCACAAGAAGCGCAUCGACGGGCUGCAGAGCGCGCUCGAAGAGGAACAAGCCGCGGGCAUGACGCGGCUCAAGGAGAAGCAGGACAAGGUCGUGCUCUUGGAGAAACAGAUGCAGCAGCUCAUGGUGCGACGCCGCUCGAGUGUUGCUGCGGCUUUGGCGCAAGCAGAGGAGCUCGGGCAAGACACGAUUGGCUUUGGCCCCGUGCAUCGACGCAAAGCCAGUCAAAUCCAUGAAGGUGAUGAGAACGCGAGUGACAAAGACGGCGAGGAGGACGAGCCGGAUACGCCACCGGGCACGCCGCCGCCGAUCUCGUCGGGUGGGUUGCUCCCGCCGGAAGAUCCGACGGCGGAUCAGACGAUUCGAGACUGGACGGAAGACCGGAAGAUCCAGUCGGCGCGCAGCUACGAGGAAAUGCUCGAUCUCGAUCGACUGGACGAGCUGAUUCGGAAACUGCCGUAUGAACACCAGGAAGGCGCGAUGCGCGUACUCAUGGGGGCUCUGGAUCCUGAUACGAGGGAUGAACCCGUGAAUGAGUCGCAGAUUGUGCUGCGACACUUGUCGGCGGAACGUCAGGCGGAGCUGCGGGAGUUCCUCAUGCCACUGUUGAAGGCGCACCCGGCACUGCGCGUCUCGUACUCGACGAUGGAGCGUCGUACGCUCGUGACGGACGUGCGCAUUCAGAUUGAACGGCGUCGGGACUCGGUCUUGGGUGGCUUCGUGCCUGGUGAAAAGCGGUUCGGCAAGGACCACAUGUUCUUGGGCCCAUCGGCGGACGACGAGAGCAAGCUUGUGCCGCACAUGCCUCGUACUAUCAGCACGAGCAACAAGGCGACGUACGUGUCCAAGCCUAAACACCUGAAUGGUCUCGUUAGCGUUGCCGCUUCGUCGCCUCUCGAGAGAGGGAGCGAACAUACGGAAGACAUGGACACCUCUUCCGAGUCGGCGGAUACGCCUACUAUUGCAGAGGCAAAACGAAAGUGGGGUGGGCUCAAUGCUGCCAAGUUUAUAGGCACGAUGGCAGCUGGGGCCAAGCAGCGCGUGGCGGCUACCUUCAAAAACGCCAAGUAUAGACACGAAGGCACAUCGUGCCAGUUCUGUAAGAUGACGCCUAUCGUGGGAGACCGGUACUCGUGUGCCACUUGUGUGGGCUUCGAUCUCUGCGAGAACUGCUACUCGCUUGGAGGUCACGGCAUGGAAAACUCGGACGAGUUAUUCUACCGCGUGCAGGAGCUAGUGCUUGUACGUUGUCCUCGCCUGAACGAGGAAGUGGAUCUGCUUGAGUUGAUGCGGUUUGAGAUUUGUCGCUCCAACCUGCGCAAAUUCAGCUUUUGUCUCAAUUGGCUGGCCGACAUUGUGAACGGCAAAACAUCACGAGAUUUGCAGGCGCGUGCGUUGGAAAUUCCGAGCAUUCGGCGUGAUGUCCGUAAGGUGUUUGUGCCUCUGCUGAUGCGUGUAUGCAGUGACCGAGAAGAUAUUGAGGUCAAGACCGAGUGGGAGCUCGAGGAUGAUAAUCAGGCACCAGUCCGCAGCGUGAAUGGCGGAGUAAGUGAAGGCGACGGUCGCUUUCUCGAAACACUGCGGAUUUGGGUGGCGGAUCAGUACCGGACCACAUCGCCCUUUGUGGAACGAAGUCUUCUUAAGUAUCGGGAAGGCGAAGAAGGUGAGGACGGUAGCGAAGACGGUGAUGGUAGCGAUGGUGGGCAUCCGCCUGACAAUGAAGGUCAAGCUGACGAGCCUAAUGGCGUCGCAAGCAAUUCUGCGGAAGAAACACUUGGCAGUAUUGAAGGACCCAGUAGUCAGCCAGGGUUUGUCGAGCGCAGUCGCAUUCACAGCGACCAGUUCUAG